Messenger RNA from Solanum stenotomum, 2565 nucleotides. Its product is annotated as putative late blight resistance protein homolog R1B-14. Gene Ontology annotation, molecular function: ADP binding. Lineage: Eukaryota; Viridiplantae; Streptophyta; Magnoliopsida; Solanales; Solanaceae. The record is from RefSeq and is a predicted model, not a curated record. The transcript is spliced from 2 exons. Bases 111 to 2414 code for a protein of 767 amino acids. Gene Ontology annotation, biological process: defense response to other organism.
GUCAUUUUCUUAAUUUCUAUUACCAUCAAUUUAGGGCAACCCUUUGGAGCAAUUGAUCUCUGUUUGCCACAAUCAACAACGGAAGGUGAAAAAAGCAAUUAACUCAAUCCAUGGAAGUUGUUGAGCCAUGUGGAAAAGGAACUCUUUCUUCUGGAGAGCCUUCAAACAAACCUAGUAUUACAUCAAUCUAUGAUAAUGAUCAAGUCGUGGGCUUUGAGAAAGAUGCAGAAAUUAUAAUAAUGAAAUUGAUACGAGGAACAAAGGAGCGGGAUGUUAUCUCCAUCUAUGGAAUGCCUGGACUCGGUAAAACAACUUUGGCAAGAAAGGUAUACAACAAUCCCUAUAUUGUUAACCACUUUGAUGUUAAAGCAUGGUGUGCUGUGUCGCAAGCAUAUAAUAGGAGGACGUUAUUGGUUGAGAUUUUCACACAAGCUACAAAUGAUGAGUUCAAAAUCAAAGAGGACGAUGAUGUAGCUGACAUGUUGCGCAGGGUUCUAAUAGGCAAGAGAUACCUCAUCGUGUUAGAUGAUAUUUGGGAUGUCGAGGGAUGGGAAGAUUUGGGAAUAUGUUUCCCUCAAGGUAAAUAUGGAAGCAGAGUAAUGGUUACAACAAGAAUUGAACAAGUGGCUAAGUAUCUUCAGCACCAUAGUGAUCCUUAUUCUCUUAGCUUUCUAACAUCCGAACAGAGUUGGAAAUUAUUGGAGAAGAAGGUAUUUCAAGGAGAGAGUUGUCCCCUGGAUCUACUGGAAGCAGGAUUACAAGUUGCCCAACAUUGCAAGGGAUUGCCUCUUGUGGUUGUCCUGGUUGCUGGAUUUAUUGCAAAAAUGAAAAGGGAAACGUCCUUGUGGCUCGAGGUUGCAAAUAACUUAAGUUCUCUUGCUUUAGGGGAGCAGAGUAUGAAGGUAAUACAAUCAAGUUAUGACCAUUUAGAAGACCAUUUAAAGCCUUGCCUUCUUUACAUGGCAUUGUUUCCAGAGGACCAUAAGAUUCCAGUGGACGAUCUGCUGAAGUUGUGGAUGGCUGAAGAGUUUGUAUUGAAUGCCGAAACAGAGAACAUGGAGGAAGCAUGUCGAGUUUGCUUGAGUGAUUUGCUUAACAGAAGCCUAGUAAUGGUCUCCGGAAUGAGAGUUAACCGUGAUGUAGUGUACUGCUCACUUCAUGAUGUAGUGCGUGAGUUCUGCUUGAGAAAACUCACACAAGACAAUUAUAUACAGGUUGCAGUGCCAUACAAUCCGUAUCAACAUUUGCAUUCCACAGACUCACGAGUAUGCAUUUAUAUUCAUGAUGAUCUUGUUAAACAAUUAGAUUAUUCUGAAUACCAGCUGGAUAAGAUUCCAAUGCUUGAUUUCAAGGAAACAAAUUCUUUGGAGUUCAUUGCUCAUCCAAAUCUCAAUACAUGGAAUAACCGAUAUGCAAAUCCUUUAGACUUACUUGUUAAAUUAAGAUUUGUUCGGGCAUUGCAUUUGAUGGAUGUGGAACUGCCAAAUUCAUGGGCUAUUGCAAUGCAAUCGCUAACUCAGUUGAGGUACCUAGCACUUUAUGUCAAACAAUUUGAAUUGAAGUGGAUAUCACACCUACACGAUCUCCAAACUCUGCAGCUCAAAACAAGGGAGAGGAUACGGCUAAGGGCUUCUACUUUAUGGGAAAUGACAAAGCUAAGGCAUGUGAAUAUAAAUAGGUUUUCCGUGGUAUGGGAUGUCAAUGACGAAGGAAGUUGUGAUGAAACUUCAACAACUAUGCUAGAGAACAUGAAGACUUUUCACACUUGCAAUAUAUGCUUGGAUAAUAUGAAUCCAAGUUUUUUGUGGAGGUUUCCGAAUCUUGAAAAACUCGGCCUCAAAAUUAGAUAUGUACCUGAUUUUCCUUUGUUUUCCAUACCAGAAAUUUAUACUCGCCUUCAUUCUCUUUCUCUGGAGUUGGGUUCCUUGAAAUUCUGGGAUUCAGUUGGAUGGAAGAGCAAUUUUGUCUUCCCUCCAAAUCUUAGGCAUCUGUACUUUUCUGGCUGUUUCUUGAGGGAAGGAAUAGUUUCAAACAUAUCAAGAUUGCGGAAGCUUGAGAGUCUCACAUUAGAGAUGGGAGUUCCUUACAGGAUAUCUGAGAGUGAGAGCCUCUAUUGCUGGGACAUUACAAAUGUUGAGUUCCCUGCACUCAAAUACUUGACAUUACUCAGUUGGCAUAUAGACGAAUGGAAAGCUUCAGAGGAAUCCUUUCCCGUUCUUGAGGUGCUAUCUAUAGAAUCUGUAGUCAAAUUCAAGGAGAUCCCUCCUUGCUUUGCGGAUAUUCCAACACUGCGACUUAUUAGACUGGCUUACUGCAGCCAUUCACUUGGUGUUUCAGCUAUGAAUAUCAAAAGAGACAGAGAAGAAAACACAGGAUGUGACAGUCUCCAAGUUUUAGGUGUAAUAAAUAAUUAAAUGUAUUUAAAAGCAAUUCAAAGCUGUAAAUUCCCAGCUCUAUUUCCACUUCUUAAUUCUACUUCUGUAUUGUCUGUGUUUUAGACAUAAGAUAGAUAUCUUUUAUCCAUGUCCCUGAAGCUAAGGGACUAGGCAUAAGGCAUACAUACCC